AUGGCUGUCAAAAUGGCCCCUAUAGUACUUCAAGAUGAUCAUAAUAAAGAAAUUAUUCAUCGUGACUUUGGUAUUAACGAAAAAGUUAUAGCAACUGUUACAGAUAACGGCUCUAACUUUAAGAAAGCUAUCAAGGAGUUUGGAUAUUCUAUGGAAGCUUUAGAGAAUGACUUUGACAUCAAUGAUGAUGAAUGUAUGGAAUUCGAAAUCAUUGAAAGGUCUAAAGAAGCCUCAAUAACAUUGCCUCAUACGAUAAGUCUAAUUGCCACAACAGAUGUUGAGAGAGCUAUUAAGGAUUCUCCUAACAUUUCUAAAAUUCAUCAUCCUGCAAUAGCUAAAUGUACUAAGCUAUGGAAUGCAAAUAAUAGGUCUAAAACUGCAGAAUUUAUCAAAGCAGUUUUAGGAAAACAAUUAAUGAGUAAUGAGGUGAGACUCAAAAAAUGUAAAUAUCGGAGAGAUUGCGUGAAAUUUUUGAGACAAAGAGAGCUAUUAGCUAAAGAAAUUAUUCAAGACCAAUUACAAAAAAUGGUUAAAGAAGAAGUUCAAAACCAUUUUAGGUUCAUUCAAACCCAAAAGUCUCUAACAUCGUAUGUAUCGUUCAAGAAUUCCUCCCAUAUCAAUGUAGCGUUAGAUCCGCAUAUUUAUAAAUCAUCAUUAUCUCAUACACAUUACAACCAGAAUAAAAAUUACAUACCUAAAGAAGGCCUUUUAACCCCCAAAAUUAGCUCGGCCUUCCAUUGCAGACUUCAAAAUUACAUCACGAUUGCCAAAAAAACUUUAUUGGAAUUGAAAACAUUCAAAACACCAUUUUCGAGUGGGGCGUUUAAUCGGGGACAAGGAAUGGAUCUACUAAAUGGUCGUUUCAUAGCUCAAAUGAGAGGAAUUUACCACUUUAUAUGCUAUGUUCACGUGAUACAUAAGCCUGGGAAAAAAAGACGCAUUUUAAAACAAUCGGACAACAUCCGUUUGCUCAUAUGUUUAAAUUCACAAUGCAGGAGUCAAAGUUCAUUAGAAUACAUAUCGGGCUUUGAAAGUAACACAAAAAUAUUUACCAUCGGAGUAUCUGGAUUAUUGCAAAUGCAGGCUGGAGAGUAUGCCUCAGUAUUUAUAGAUAAUAGAUCAAAAUUUACAAUAACAAUUCAAAGGGGCUCACAUUUCAACGGCAUUCUGCUAGGAAUUUGAAACACAUUUCAUUAUUUAUUAAUCUGUGCUAUGAUACAUUUUAAUUUUAUAUCUAUAUUGCAUUAAUUCAUUAUGUUAUAUAAUCAUGUCACUUUACUUAAAAUUUUAUUUUUUAAUUUUUGAAAACGUUUAUAUAUAUUUUUUAAUGUUAAUCGAAUUUUGAUUUAUGCAGAAACAAAUUAGUAUAUAUUUUUUAACAGUA
This is a messenger RNA of Gordionus sp. m RMFG-2023, 1384 nucleotides long. RefSeq lists its product as uncharacterized. The transcript has 9 exons. Bases 1 to 1182 code for a protein of 393 amino acids. The record is from RefSeq and is a predicted model, not a curated record. Gene Ontology annotation, molecular function: hormone activity. NCBI's taxonomy places the organism in Eukaryota, Metazoa, Nematomorpha, Gordioida, Chordodea, Parachordodidae.